AUAGAAAAAGCACAUAAGAAAGGAAGCGAAGAAGAAGACUGAGGUUUCCUCUUCUUUACUCUUCUUCUCUUCUUGUUCCUCGUUUCAUCGCCUCUCUAGUUCAAUUGACAAUGGCGCCUGAACCGGAGGACGAUAUUAAGGACGAGAAGAACCCUAGACCUCUCGAUGAGGACGAUAUCGCUCUUCUCAAGACUUACGGGUUGGGGCCUUACUCAUCCAGCAUUAAGAAAGCGGAAAAGGAGAUCAAGGACAUGGCUAAGAAGGUGAAUGACCUAUGCGGUAUCAAGGAGUCUGACACAGGUUUAGCUGCACCUAGUCAAUGGGACCUUGUCUCUGACAAGCAAAUGAUGCAGGAAGAGCAACCCCUUCAGGUGGCCAGAUGCACAAAAAUUAUCAAUCCUAACACUGAAGAUGCGAAGUAUAUCAUAAAUGUCAAGCAAAUUGCAAAGUUUGUUGUUGGAUUAGGUGAUAAAGUCUCCCCAACUGACAUUGAAGAAGGCAUGAGAGUUGGAGUUGAUCGAAAUAAGUAUCAGAUUCAGAUUCCCCUGCCACCCAAGAUUGAUCCAAGUGUAACUAUGAUGACUGUGGAAGAAAAACCAGAUGUUACAUACAAUGAUGUUGGUGGAUGUAAAGAGCAGAUUGAAAAAAUGAGAGAGGUAGUUGAGUUGCCCAUGCUACAUCCAGAAAAGUUUGUGAAGCUUGGGAUUGAUCCUCCUAAGGGUGUUCUUUGCUACGGGCCUCCUGGUACUGGUAAAACACUUCUAGCUAGAGCUGUAGCAAACAGAACGGAUGCUUGCUUUAUCCGUGUCAUUGGAAGUGAGCUUGUCCAGAAAUAUGUUGGUGAGGGGGCUCGUAUGGUUCGUGAAUUGUUUCAGAUGGCUCGUUCAAAAAAGGCUUGUAUUGUAUUCUUUGAUGAAGUUGAUGCGAUUGGAGGUGCUCGGUUUGAUGAUGGAGCUGGUGGGGAUAAUGAAGUCCAGAGAACUAUGCUUGAAAUAGUUAACCAGCUUGAUGGUUUUGAUGCACGAGGAAACAUUAAAGUUCUAAUGGCUACAAACAGACCUGAUACACUGGACCCAGCUCUAUUGCGUCCUGGGCGGUUGGAUAGGAAAAUUGAGUUUGGUCUACCAGAUCUAGAGAGCAGGGCCCAGAUAUUUAAGAUCCAUACCAAGACAAUGAACUGCGAAAGGGAUAUCCGUUUUGAAUUACUUGCUCGACUCUGCCCCAAUUCUACAGGAGCGGACAUAAGAAGUGUAUGCACAGAGGCUGGGAUGUAUGCAAUUCGAGCAAGGAGGAAGACAGUUACAGAGAAAGAUUUCUUGGAUGCUGUUAACAAGGUUAUCAAGGGCUAUCAGAAGUUCAGUGCUACUCCCAAGUACAUGGUCUAUAAUUGAAAACCACCCAUCACCCACCUUCUAUUUUCACUUAUAUAAUUAUAAAACACAUUUUGUUGCUUCUUUCUUUCUUUCUUUCAUGUUGUUUAAUGGAUAAUGUUAUCUUUAAUUAUGCAAUGAAACCAAUUUAAGAACAAACA
Messenger RNA from Impatiens glandulifera, 1531 nucleotides. Its product is annotated as 26S proteasome regulatory subunit 7-like. Gene Ontology annotation, molecular function: ATP hydrolysis activity; ATP binding; proteasome-activating activity. Gene Ontology annotation, biological process: proteasome-mediated ubiquitin-dependent protein catabolic process. Lineage: Eukaryota; Viridiplantae; Streptophyta; Magnoliopsida; Ericales; Balsaminaceae. The transcript has 10 exons. Bases 111 to 1391 code for a protein of 426 amino acids. Gene Ontology annotation, cellular component: proteasome regulatory particle, base subcomplex. The record is from RefSeq and is a predicted model, not a curated record.